GACUUUGGAAAACACCCGCAAACACGAGUUUUUGUUCAAGAAUACAUGCUAGCGGUUAAUUGUCAAAAUAAAGGAGAGAGUAUCAUUAGAAGUUUUGUUGAAUGCAUGCACGGUCUAGGAAGCACGUGUCCCCAUCCUAGAGUUAUACACAAUUUAGUUGCCAUCUGUGUCGCAGCCAUUUAUACCAUUUUCGAAAGCAGACGAUCAGCAUUUUUGGAAGUGAAUGAAGCAAAGAGCAGCUUAGAAGCGAGCAGCUACUUGGAAUGGGAAACUAAGUUGGAUUGCUUCACUUCAAUUUUUUCUGUAUUAGCAUCUUUUGAUGACUGGAGACCGUGUUUGGCAGAGCUGCUUCAGCCCAUUCCUUUUCAUGACGACGCUCUUGCCUGUGGGAGAUUUAUGUCGCAGUUGAAGGAUGUCAUUCGUCGCUUCGUGGAGGAUGAUAGAUGUGGAGUGCAUCAGAUGCUCUUGGGAGUUAGAGAGGAGAAAGAAGGGUGGUUCCAUUUGUACUGCCCUGGGAACAUCGCAUGCGACGAUGAUGGAGAUCUUUGGAGUGCUAUGUUAGAAAAGCUUUUGUCCUGUUGCUACAAGAGAAGAAAAUUCUUGCAAUCCCUUACGAAGAACCUCGGUCCAUGCAUGCUUAGAGCUCUGAGAGAUGACGAAACUUGCCAGCGGACAUUGUGUGCCUUGUUGGAAAUGGAUGUGGUCGAUAGCAGGGACCUCCAGCUGCAGCUGAUCACCACCCUACAGAGUACACCGAGCGGGAAGAAACACUACACUGUGCUAUGCGAGAAACAGAUGCAUUUACGCCAGCUGCAGCAAAAAGGCGGUCCGAAGAAAUUAGCUCUUCCUUCCAAGUCCACGGAUGCGGAUGUAUCACGUCUGCUGAACAGUGGCUCCUUCGGUGACUUAGAAUGUCUUUCUCUAGCUUUCACCCAAGUGACCAGCGCAUGUGCAGAGGAAAUCAUCAAGCUGUCAUCCUUACGAUACCUCAAUUUGUGGUCAACGCAAUUCGGUGAUUCCGGUUUGAGACUCCUGGCAGAGCAUCUUCCGAACCUACAGGUUCUCAAUCUGUGCGAGACACGGGUUACGGAUGGUGGGCUUGCCGCGCUCACAGCUAUGAAGAGCUUAAGGAAACUGAAUUUAAAUAGUACUAGUCUCACACCCGAGACUUUCGAAGGGCUAAAGAGAACUCUUCCAGUAUUGCAAGAAUGUGAUGUACGUUACACAGAUGCCUGGGGGUUUUAACGCACUACAGGG
Molecule: messenger RNA, 1257 nt
Organism: Stegodyphus dumicola
Lineage: Eukaryota; Metazoa; Arthropoda; Arachnida; Araneae; Eresidae
Product: C-Maf-inducing protein-like
Source: RefSeq, a predicted model, not a curated record